AUGGACUCCGAGGAAGAGUACAUGUCUCCCAUGUCUAGUGGGGACGAGAUCAUGCCUGAUGACAGCGGAGAUGAAGUCUCUGGCGCUGAAGAUUUUGACGAGGAUGACUUCGACGAGCCCGAUCCCGAUUUCGGCCUCUCGGCGAAAGACAUGGAUAAGAAGAAGGUCGCCGCCCACACGGUAUCCUUCAAAGUCUACGAGCCCUCCGACAUCCGGCGCCAGCAGGAGGAAAUGAUGAGUGACGUGAACAUGAUCCUUGACAUGAGCAAGGAAGAUGCCGCCAUAUUGUUGCGUCACUUCCGAUGGAACAAGGAGCGGUUGUUGGAAGACUACAUGGACCACCCGGAGAAGGUGCUCGAAGCCGCCGGGCUGAGCAGCAACUCUGCCUCGCAGCCAAAGUUACAGGCAGUCCCCGGGUUUGUCUGCGACAUCUGCUGCGAGGAUGAGGAGGGCCUCCAAACCUUUGCCAUGAAGUGCGGCCACCGCUACUGCGUCGACUGCUACCGACACUACCUCACACAGAAGAUCCAGGACGAAGGGGAGUCUGCUAGAAUCCAGUGCCCUUCCGAUGGAUGUGGUCGGAUUCUGGAUGCACGAUCCCUGGACUUGCUCGUUACGCCCGAGCUGACUGAUCGUUACCACGAACUGCUCAACCGCACGUACGUGGAGGACAAGGACACCUUCAAGUGGUGCCCAGCUCCGGACUGUCCCAACGCCAUUGAAUGCGGCGUCAAGAAGAAGGACUUGGAUAGGAUCGUCCCCACCGUCGAGUGCCUCUGUGGCUACAGGUUCUGCUUUGGGUGCCCGAAUCCCGACCAUCAACCAGCGCCCUGCGAUUUGGUGAAGCGAUGGCUUAAGAAGUGUGCCGACGACUCAGAGACGGCCAACUGGAUCUCGGCUCAUACAAAGGAGUGCCCCAAGUGCAGCUCGACGAUCGAGAAGAACGGUGGAUGCAACCACAUGACGUGCCGCAAGUGCAAGUAUGAGUUCUGUUGGAUGUGCAUGGGCCUCUGGUCCGAGCACGGCACGAGCUGGUACAACUGCAACCGGUACGAGGAGAAGAGCGGAGCCGAAGCCAGAGAUGCGCAAACCAAGUCUCGCACGUCUCUGGAGCGCUACUUGCAUUACUACAACCGAUAUGCGAACCAUGAGCAGUCCGCGAAGCUCGACAAGGACAUUGCACAGAAGACGGAGAAGAAGAUGGUGCAGCUUCAGACCACGUCAGGCAUGUCUUGGAUCGAAGUGCAGUAUCUUAACUCGGCCUCUCAGGCGCUCCAGACCUGCCGGCAGACUCUCAAGUGGACCUACGCUUUCGCCUUCUACCUGGCCAAGAACAACCUGACGUCGAUUUUCGAGGACAACCAGAAAGAUCUGGAGAUGGCCGUCGAGAAUCUGUCUGAGAUGUUCGAAAAGCCCAUUCAGGAGCUGGCCGACCCCAAGCUCAAGGUUGAUAUCAUGGAUAAGACGUCUUAUUGUAACAAAAGACGCGUCAUCUUGCUCGAGGACACUGCCGAGAAUCUUGCAAAGGGUAAGACAGCAACUCGCCCCUUUUUAGUUUACGAUUUUCCACUGACCAAAACCUAUAGGCAAAUGGACGUUUAA
This is a messenger RNA of Trichoderma reesei QM6a, 1602 nucleotides long. RefSeq lists its product as uncharacterized. Lineage: Eukaryota; Fungi; Ascomycota; Sordariomycetes; Hypocreales; Hypocreaceae. Gene Ontology annotation, biological process: positive regulation of proteasomal ubiquitin-dependent protein catabolic process; protein polyubiquitination; ubiquitin-dependent protein catabolic process. The coding region runs from base 1 to 1602 and encodes 533 amino acids. Gene Ontology annotation, molecular function: zinc ion binding; ubiquitin protein ligase activity; ubiquitin conjugating enzyme binding. The transcript is spliced from 2 exons. The record is from RefSeq and is a predicted model, not a curated record. Gene Ontology annotation, cellular component: cytoplasm; ubiquitin ligase complex.